GGUGCCGGGGAAGGGCGGUGCCGGGGAAGGGCGGCGCGUGGCUGACUCAUCCCUCUGGAAGAUCAGACUGACAGACACAAACCCUUGCCGAACCCGCCCGCCCGCGCCGCUCCUCUGGUUGGGAGGCGCCCGCCCGCACCGCCCGCCCGCCUUCUCCGGGAGCGCUCUCCCGGCCCGGCCGCCUCAGAGAAAGUUUUUGUCGUCUGGAGGGACCGGAGGCGCCGCGAGCCUUUGGGAAGGGAAGGAGGACUGAAGAGGAGGCUCCAGCCGCGCGGGCCCGCCGAGUGCAUGGUUCCCGGCGCCUCGGCUGCCUGUCAGGAGGACAUCGGGGCGGGGUCGGGCUGAGCCCAGCUCCUUCUUCCCGCGGGUUCGCCAAAAAUCGCCCUCCCGGACUGCCGCGGGGCGUCCCCGCUCCUCAGCCCGCCAUGUCCCGGCUGCUGCCGCUGCUGAGGAGCCGGACCGCGCACAGCCUGAGGCCGGGCCCGGCCGCCGCGCCCCGCCCGCCGUCCUGGUGCUGCUGCGGGCGGGGGCUGCUGGCGCUCGCGGCCCCGGGCGGCCCCCGGGAGCUGGGCACCCACCCCAAGAAGGAGCCCAUGGAGGCGCUGAACACGGCGCAGGGCGCGCGCGACUUCAUCUACAGCCUGCACUCCAGCGAGAGGAGCUGCCUGCUCAAGGAGCUGCACCGCUUCGAGUCCAUUGCCAUCGCCCAAGCAUGCAGGUAUCCUAAACCCGAGAUUGCCAUUGUGAAGCAAGUGAAGGAGGUAUCAUCAGCAGAGACCCCUGAUAGUUUUGAAAAAUUGGAAGCUCUACCACCCACCCCAGGACAGCUGAGAUAUGUAUUCAUCCACAAUGCGAUACCUUUCAUAGGGUUUGGCUUUUUGGAUAAUGCAAUUAUGAUUGUUGCAGGAACCCAUAUUGAGUUAUCUAUUGGAAUUAUUUUGGGAAUUUCAACUAUGGCAGCUGCUGCUUUGGGAAACCUUGUGUCAGAUUUAGCUGGUCUUGGACUUGCAGGCUACGUUGAAGCUUUGGCUUCCAGGUUAGGCCUAUCAAUUCCUGAUCUCACACCAAAGCAAGUUGACAUGUGGCAAACACGUGUUAGUACACAUUUGGGCAAAGCUGUUGGGGUGACUAUUGGCUGCAUUCUAGGAAUGUUUCCUUUGAUUUUCUUUGGAGGAGGUGAAGAUGAUGAAAAACUGGAAAAGAAAAAUUAACUCUCUUAGGAUACCUAUAAAAAGAUGUAAACUAAUGUACCUCAAUUAUUAAAUAUGCUGUCACAACAUUUAGGAAUUAAGACAGUAACAGUGCAUAGAUAUGGGAUCAACUAAUUCAGCAUGUAUUAUGGAAAACACUAACUUAUUGUGGCUUGGUUUUCUUGGGACAUCUUUUUAAAAAAAAUUUUGUGUAAAUUGUUGAAAUGCUUUUUCAUCAAUGGCAGUCAACAUUUUACCUUUUCUUUUUCUUUCUUUAUAUACCAAAAUAUCAUUUAAGUAUCAGUCACUGAUGUGCUGUGCUGACUUGGGGUUUGCCUAUUUGUUACUUACCACGUGUACAUGCAUGAACGCAUUUUCUGUUGUUGUUCCCUUAUAGUUACAAUUCAACCUUAAGAUUUUUUCCAAAUUACUUAAGAUGUUUAACAUCAGUUAAAGAUUUUUUUUACUCUUUUUGGCAACAUCAAUUUUGUACUGUUUCACAGUAAACAUUUACAAUCAUAAUUUCAGUCAUUUAAAAAAACCUCUCUCAUCUAUUCAAAAUGGACAGAGACUUUAAGUAUUUUAAGUACCUAUCACUCAUUUUAAUUUUCAGACCUUAUUGUCUCAAGAGCCGGAGAUUAAUCAGGAUGAACAAUUAUGUGGUCUCCCUACUACAUAAAACCAUAUAUAUUAACAAGUGUAUUAUUUUGAAUUGUUUUUUUUACCAAUUUAAUUUCUCAGUUUUGAAUAAUUACAUAGUGAUUUCUGACUCCUAAGGGAAAGUCAUUAUUUUAGAGUAUUUUGGGUUUUUUUGUUGUUGUUGUUGUUGUUGCGGUACAUGGGCCUCUCACUGUUGUGGCCUCUCCUGUUGCGGAGCACGGGCUCCGGACGCACAGGCUCAGCGGCCAUGGCUCACAGGCCCAGCCGCUCCGCAGCAUGUGGGAUCUUCCCGGACCCGGGCAAGAACCCGUGUCCCCCUCAUCGGCAGGCGGACUCCCAACCACUGCGCCACCAGGGAAACCCAUUUUAGAGUAUUUUUAAUGGGGAUUGUGGAAUUAAUGUGUGAACUAAGGGGUUUGACAUGACACUUGGAAAAUUAAGAGGCUAAAAAAAUUUUUUUUCACGUUAGUAUAAAAUGGAAACUGUCAAGAAGGUUUAUGGUAUGAGUGGUGAAGUUGAGGUGAUAUUUGUAAGGUUAAUAAAAUACAAAUAAUACUGUUUGGGAAGGCUUUUCCCCCCACAAAUGUCUUCUCAUCUGAAUUGAAUGAGUUUGAGUACUCAUAAUUUUGACAUUGUUAUAUCUUCUUUAGCAGAUUUUAUUUCUGGAUAACUUCUUUUGAGGUGAAAAAUAAAUAUUUUAUAUUUUGCUUUUUGCUAUAUAUAGCCUAGUGGUCAAAAGACAUAUGAGGAGAAAUUCUUGCUCCCUUUUUUGGUCCCUUUUCUUUUUUUGUGGUGUUUAAAUCAUAUUUUAGAGUGAAGUUACUUAUGUCCAGUCUUGUGUAUCUGAUUUAGGCAUAGAUAGGAUUCAUAUCUAUACUUGUGAAUCAUAAAUUUUAAUUUUAUGGACCUUAAAGUUUGUUAGCAUGUGGUCUGUUACACAGGCUAAAAAAUUACUCUUAAUUGUAAGAGUUGAUGAACACAUCAUGGAGGAGAAAAACAGAAAUUAAAGUUACUAUUUGGGCCACUGAAAUUAUUUUUAUUUUGCUAAAUAGAUGCAAAAGCAGGGAAACUUAAAGAUGGCUCUAUUUACAGCUACCUUAUUUUUAAAGUUUUAUUUGCACAUAUUUACUUUGAGGUUUUAUUUUCAGAGGAGCUGUUUUUUCUCCCAAGGCAAUUUGUCAUAAAUUCUCUUCUGUGUACUUCAAAAUGAUUUUAGUGGUAUCCUUUAAUCAUAGAUUUUUGAGGGAAAAAAUAAAUCAUAGAAAAUAAAAAUAAAUAUAUAACAUUCUUAUUAUGUACAAAUACUAUGACAGUCUCAUUUGAUCAAAUUAGAAUUAUAAAACUUAACGUUUUAAAUAGAACUGUGGUUUGUAUCUUCCACAUAAUACCACAGACACACCAAAAUUUUUUUUUAUUAUUUCAGAUGAUAGGAUUAGAGUGAUUAUUUAAAAAAAAAAUUUUUUUUUUUUUUGGUAAAUGUUUAGGUGUUUUUGUCCCUAACUGUAAUGCCAGUCCUUUCUGUUCUCUAAAAACAUAUUUUAUUGUGGUGCUUAAAUUUUCUUUUUAUUAAUUAAAUCCCAUAUCCAGAAACUUUGCCUGUGAGUUUAGAAAGGGCUUUUGAUUAGUGCUUUCAUUUUUUUUGCUCGUGAAAAUAACCCAGUCCUACAGAAUCUUUUUAGCUGAGCGUCUGUAGAAUUAUUUAAAAUGUCAAAAUAUGGAAUAUAUAACCUUCAUAUUGAAAAGUAUUUUAAUCUAUGGACACAAUAAAAAUUUGCAUCAUUCAGGUAAUUAGUUAAAAAAAAAAUGGAGCCCUUUUGUCCUUAACCUAAGGUACACAUUUUUUUCAAGAUCUUAUUUUAUAUACUAGUAUGGUGCUUUGCACAAAGUGACUUCUGAAAAAUGGUUCCCUUUAAGAUAAUGACUUCAUAUAAUCAUUGUUUCAUAUUACUUGUCACGAGGAAUUUUAUUUCAGAUUGAAACUGGAAUUCUUAUUUCUCAUAUUAGCUAUUUCUUUUUUGGGAGCAACUAUAACUGGUUAAAUGCAACGUGAGCUGUGUCAGUACUCUUCAUUUGAAAUUCAUAUUGUCUGUGUAUUAUGAUUUAUUGACUUGUUUAUGCAUGUAAAUUAGGUGCAUUUUGUUGGCACUGUAUGUUAAAUGGUGACCAAUGUUUUUACAAAGGAAUCGAACAAAGAAAAAUACAUUUUAAGAAAUUUUGGAAUGUGGUUUUGAUUUUGAAAUUUGAUUUUCUUCUUAAUCUCAGAAAACCCUGGUUAUUCUGUAGCUUAAAAGAAACAGGAUUAAUAAAUGCAGAUUUGUUACAGGGUUGUAGCAAUGACACUGAGACAGUAAAAUGGAACUAUUUACCAUUUCCCUGAAGUCCACACUUGAGAUACAACAUUACACAUUAUGAGAGAAGGAUGAUUCCCAUAUUGAGAUAAUUUGAUCUUUAAUAGGAUGUCAAAAAAGCUUUAGAUAGAGAGAUUGGCGAAAAUUACACUGAUGGGUAUUUAUUUACAGCAGAGAUAUCCAAGCCUUCUAUAUAAUAACACCUCAUUUACUUUACUCUGUUUUUCCAGAAGAUGAAUUUUGAAGGUAAUGAAAGUUUAUCUUUUACACCAAAAGUUCAGAUAAACCAUUUUGAAGUAAAUCUUCCUAAUUUUAGAAUUAUAUUUUCUUGCCAUCUUACGAGUGUAUUAAAUGUAAUAUAAUGUAAUCUUUUUCUUAGUGGCUAAGUGUCAUCUUUAUGGACAUUGUUAUUGUGCUGUAAUGCAGUACCUUGGGAAUCUGGUUUUUAUAGUUUUUCAUUUUCCUUCCAUUUUUUUGCUGCUGUCACUUCUGGCAAUUGCUCUCUCUCUCUUUAAUUUUCUGCUUCUUUAAUUUGCUGCUUCUUAGAAGCUAGAUAGUCAGUCUUACCAUAAAUUAUUUGGGAAAUAUUAGAAAACAAUCUGUGGAGCCUGAGUGAGAUGAUGAUGUUGUCAAUGGUGAUGAUGAUGGUAAAUGUAAUGUUAGCUCCCUUUUAUUAAGUACUUGUUUGUUGCUAUGCACUGUAGUAUUUUACAUACAUAAUCACAUUUAAUCACUGUAAUAACAAUGUUAAGUUGGUGCUGUUAUCAUCCCUAUUUCGUAUCAGGUGAAUUGAGACAUGGAAAGGUUAGUUUGCCCAGGGUGUUACUAUUCGUAAGUGGACUAGAGUCUGUCUGGUUUUGUCCAAGUGUGAAGUCUGUGUUCUGAACUACUUACUAUGCAGUCGGGACAUCAGUUGCAUGGACUCCGUAAUGUCUGUUCUCUGUUCAGGUUCCUUUCUGCCUCUAUAUUUAUGGAGUUAUUUUCUCACUUACAACUUAAGGGAAUUGUACUCAAAAUCUCCAAGUCCAUUUAACAACUCCUGUGUUUUUGGUUGCAUAUUAUGUACUAGGAACUGUUCAAGGCUCUGAAUGAACAGCCAGAACAUCUGUAUUCUCAUGAAGGUUAUUCUGUGGGGGGCAUGAGUUGGGGAGGAGAAUAUAGGAAAGCAAAUGUACACUUGAAUAGUGGUGAUAAGUUCUGCAGAGAUAAAUGAAACAAGGCGGGUAGAAAGUACCAGUGGUCAUAUGUGGGGGCUUAUUUUUAUACAGGGUGGUCAGGGAAGACCUGAAAGAAGUGAAAACAUACACAACACAGAUAUCUGGGAAGAGAAGGUAUCACACUACAUUCUAGGAAGUUGGUGUUAAGAAAAUCCCCACCAUAUGAAAUAUAUUUCAGUUUGGAAUGCAUUGUAAGAUUUUUUUUUUUAACUGAAGUAUAGUUGAUUUACAACGUUUUGUUAUUUUCAGGUGUACAGCACAGUGAUUCAGUUUUAUAUAUUUUUUUCAGAUUCUUUUCCCUUAUAGUUUAUUAUAAAAUAUUGAGUGUAGUUCUCUGUGCUAUACAGUAGGUCCUUGUUGGUUAUCUAUUUUAUAUAUAGUAGUGUGUUUAUGUUAAUCCCAAACUCCUAAUUUAUCCCUCCCUGCCUCCUUUCCACUUUGGUAACCAUAAGUUUGUUUUCUACGUCUGUGGGUCUGUUUGUUUUGUAUAUAAGUUCAUCUGUAUCUUUUUUUAGAUUCCACAUAUAAGCCAUAUCAUAUGCUACUUGUCUGGCUUACUUCACUUAGUAUGCUAAUCUCUAGGUGCAUCCAUAUUGCUGCAGAUGGCAUUAUUUCAUUCUUUUUUAUGGCUGAGUAGUAUCCCAUUGUAGAAAUAUACCACGUCUUCUUUAUUCAUUCGUCUGUUGAUAGACAAUUGGUUGUUUCCAUGUCCUGGCUAUUGUAAAUAGUGCUGCAAUGAAUAUUGGGGUGCAUGUAUCUUUUCGAAUUAUGGUUCUCUCCGGAUAUAUGCCCAGGAGUGGGAUUGCAUGUAAGAAGUUUUCUUGUUUGUUUUGAUUAUUCAUGUUUUCUGAAUUAAGCCUAAAUAUUAAUAUUAAGAUUAAUACCCCUGCAUAUUACAGUAGUAAACGGAAAUGACUCAGAAGCAUGGGGAAGCUAUCCUAGAAUUCAUAAAGUCAGUGGAUAACCAACCGAUCAGCAAAUAAUUUAGGGUUUUGUUGUGUGCUCAUAAUGAAACCUUACUAACAGAUCACUUGUUUUUACCAAAGGAAUGAAUGUUAUUGACAUAUGGGUUGUAACACUGAAAUUAGUUUCUCUCCUCUAACAUUUAGAAAUGAUGUAGUAAUUAAAGCAGGAACUUGUAACAUUUUAAUUUUGAAGCUUCCGAACUUUCAGGAUCUAUUGAUCUUAUACUGACAGCCGUAUGAAGCACAUGGUGUUUUGUAUUGGUAUUUAUAUGAAAUUUUAUAAUGUCAUACAUAGGUUAAUGCUAUUGAUAAGUUUAUGAAUGAAAGAAAUUUCAGCAAUUUUUUAUUGACUUUUAAAGAUUAAAAAGAUGGAGUAAGCAUAUGGUAGAUUAUAUAAUUUCUCCACAACUACAAGUCAAACCUUUGUUUAAAUGAGUAAACUGUGAGAAUGGUGACUGAAGAGUUAAACUCAAAGGAACUACUUUCAGGGGGAGAUGGGGGAACCCUCAAAAACUGUACUAUAAAGGAAUUUUCUGUGAGAACUGUGAAAUUCAGUAAAGAUUUGGUAUCUGCUAAUAA
Lagenorhynchus albirostris (white-beaked dolphin) is the source of this 6959-nucleotide messenger RNA. It is a transcript of the gene TMEM65, whose product is annotated as transmembrane protein 65. The record is from RefSeq and is a predicted model, not a curated record. The transcript is spliced from 8 exons. Bases 426 to 1211 code for a protein of 261 amino acids. NCBI's taxonomy places the organism in Eukaryota, Metazoa, Chordata, Mammalia, Artiodactyla, Delphinidae. Gene Ontology annotation, biological process: regulation of cardiac conduction; cardiac ventricle development. Gene Ontology annotation, cellular component: mitochondrion.